UUAGUAGUGUAAUUACGAGGGAAAAAUGUGAUUUAUAAAGCCAUUAAAUCGUUAGGGUGAAAGGUAGACUCUUUCAGUUGCUAGUUUCCAUGCGAUCGUGAUGAUGAUCGUUCUUCUCUGUUUGCUGGUGGUUUUCCCAAAGGGAUGUAUACCCGAAUUGGUACUGAAAACAACAAAAAUUGAAUGCAAAACAAAUCCGAAGUUCGUUGAAAAUGUCACAUGUUACCUCAAGGCGGUAACUUGGGAGAAGUCGCUUGUUCAAAUGGACUGUCAUCUUAAAGAACCCUUAAGGAAUCCAACCGUGCAUAUUAAGCUAUAUAAAAAGGACUAUAACAACCAGUAUAAACCAUUUCUGGCGAAUGUUGCGUUUAACUUGUGCGACUUGAUAGCUGGGAAGGCUUUCCUACCCUACGGCCUAUUGAUGUGGAAAACAUUGAACAAGUUCACGAAUGCCAACCACUCUUGUCCUUUUGUUGGUCAUCUCUUCGCGCGGGACAUGGUUUUCGAAACCAGCAAUUUACCGUCAUCCAUUCCAAUGGGUGCAUACUGGAUAUCCUCGACAUUUUCCGAAACCUAUUCGGAAGGGAGCAAAGCGAGCUAUGGCACUGUUAAUUGGUAUUGGGAGAUCAUGCGAAACAAGAGGAAACCAAAAACAAUUAAGGGUAAAAGAACUACAUUGACCGUCGUGAUGGUUUGAAUUUAAAUUUAAAUGUGUACCAAGCGUUACCUGACGUUUCAAUUAAACACAUCUGGCAGCGCUGUCAUAA
Drosophila pseudoobscura is the source of this 767-nucleotide messenger RNA. RefSeq lists its product as uncharacterized. The transcript has 4 exons. Lineage: Eukaryota; Metazoa; Arthropoda; Insecta; Diptera; Drosophilidae. The record is from RefSeq and is a predicted model, not a curated record. Bases 101 to 697 code for a protein of 198 amino acids.